UACCCUCUCCACCGUCACCUAGGGUUUCCGCCGACACCAGCAGCUGCUCCAAAAAGCCCUUCCCUUCGGCAGCCCAAGAAGAAGAAGUAAACAGAAAGAGGCCCCACGGAUGGACGAUAGGUAUGCAUGAAGAAAUCUACAAGUGGCCCCAGCGGAUUUGUCGUCAUGAGCUUGAGUUUGGUGCUUCAACGAGGUAGUCAACUCCGGGCAGGAACAGCGGCGUAUCCAGGACAUAUUAGAGCACUGGGCCGCAUUUCAUUACAAUAUCAAUUAUACACGUCGAUCUUUUAAUAUAGUGAAAUCAUCAAUAAAGGAGUCUACAUCCAUACUAAUCGCAUACUACUCUUUUUCAAAUAAAAUAGCUAACCAAUCGGCGAGAAAUUCAUCGCUCAUUUUGUUGCGCAAAUCAUUUUUCACAUGUUUCAUUGUUGAAAAUGUUAUCCAUAGUAGCUGUUGAAACGGACAAUGUCAACACUAGACAAAUCAAUCGACUCAUCAAUUUGUAUCGUGUAUCCAUCCCUAUUUUCACCACCUGCUCUAGUGCUUUUUUCAAGUGAACAAAUCUCAUACUUCUUUUAGCCUUUUACGUUUUAGACUUUUAGAAUUUUAGGUUUCAUUGUUUGUUUUUCUUUAGACGAGACUCAUUUGAGCUAGAAUUUCUAGAGUAAAUUUAGAGUUAUGAUUUGAAUAUGUUCAUCUUACCCAUUUUCCUAGUUACACGCAAUUUUAUUAUAAAAUAACACUGGGCCAAAUUACUAAAAUUGAUAAAUGCUUAAGGGUUAUACUAGUUCCGGAUCCAGAAGAAGGCUGGUAGGGCCACCCCUGAAUCCGCCAUUGGCAGGGAAGGAGGAGGAUGAGAUGGCUGCGACGAGGUUCAAAAGGAAGAGAAGUGAAGAUAAUACGACGUCGAUGGGUUUGCCUUCCAUGUUAAUAGGGUUGGCACAAUGUUGUCAAGAGGUGGCGUAUGAAAUGAUGAAGAGUAAUAAUCACAAUCGUCUUCCUCCAGCUCCAGGUGCUGGUUGUUGUUCGACCCGGAUCUUGAACCAUUUCCGGCGAUCAGUUCUGCCGCCGUGGCGGGGAACUCAGAUCCCCACUCUAUUUGCGGCACAUCCACGGCGCCGGUGACGGCGGCAACAAUUUUUUUAUUUUAUAUUAUUUAUUUUUUAAUACUUGCAAUGAUAAGGUGGAAAAUUAAAAUAUUUAAUUUUUAUUUGUUUUAUUAUUUUUAAUUGUCAUGUCACACAUUUAACGGUCAACUAUAAGAGUUGACUGUCAUAUAAGCAAAAAUUAACGGAGUUGUACGGAGAGUGACCACACUUAACAUGUUUAACUAAUUUUCGUGACCAUGAAUGGAAUUAAAUAUUUUUAGUGACCAAACAUGAACAUUUUUAGUAAUCAUUCACAGUGACCAACCUUGCAAUAUUGGUCACUAGAAUUACUAAAACAGGUCAUAUUUA
This is a messenger RNA of Linum trigynum, 1457 nucleotides long. NCBI's taxonomy places the organism in Eukaryota, Viridiplantae, Streptophyta, Magnoliopsida, Malpighiales, Linaceae. The record is from the annotation of a GenBank genome assembly.